Molecule: messenger RNA, 2433 nt
Organism: Stylonychia lemnae
Lineage: Eukaryota; Ciliophora; Spirotrichea; Sporadotrichida; Oxytrichidae
Source: the annotation of a GenBank genome assembly
AUGGAAAGCAGAAACAGGGAUAGUUCAUUACAAGGAAAGUAUAAGAAAAUGGGAUAGCACUUCGUAUCUAGAAGGCUCUUAUCGAUUGGAAUCAAUAACUAUACAUAAUUCGCAACUACUUUUAAAACUGAUUUAAAGACGUCAUAGUCUGAUGCAAUGAGGAUAACAAAUCUAUUCCUCAAAGAUAUCAAAUACCGUAAAGUAGAACCAAUAAUAGAUAAAAAUUUAAAGAAUCCAUGGUAAAAAGUUUAAGAAAAAAUUGAAGAAAUCGAGAGUCAUGCUAAAGGAUAAUAAUAUAAUGAAUCUUAUUAGAGAGCACUUUAUGUAAUCUAUUAUGCUGGGCAUGGGGUAACUAGUUUAUACAAAGAAACAUUUGGAGCGAUUCCUUAUUUUGAAGAAAAGACAAAUACUGAAACUGGAGAAAAAAUUGAAUAAAAAGAAGUUAAGUAUUUCAAUUUCACAGAUUUUGCAACUAAGAUGUCUGGCUAUAAUAACACUGUCACAGUUAUAAUUUUGGAUUGCUGUAGAGAAUAUAAAAAGGAAUUAAAUGAUGUGCUAAUUAAAGGGGAAAACUAUCCCAAUUCGAUGGCUGGAGUAUCAUAUUUAAUUCAUGCAGUACCAGAGAGAUAAAAGGCUGCAGCUGAUGAAACAGGUGGUCUCUUUACAACAUAAUUACUUAAUCUGAUUAAACAGUAUGGAGAGAUUGGUAUCCAUAGUUAAAUAGUGUUUGAACAGAUAAACAAUAAUGUAUAAACAAUUUCCAGCUAGUCGAAUGAGAAGAUCGGCUACUAUAAUAUCUUUGGACCACGAAAAGAAAAUAUCUUGGAUGAUCUUAGUUAUAAAGACUAUGAUGAUGAUAAUUAAAGUAUAUUUGAUGGUAGUAGCUCUUCAAGACUAUCUAAUCUUAGCUUAAAUGAUUCUAGAACCUCAUUUGAUACUAUUAAUAGAAAUGAUACCUGGGACUCUUUUUCCUAAAGCAGUAUGACUGAUAGAUCAUAAAUUUAAGAUUAAUAAAGUACAGGAUAAGUGGUUUUAACUAGAAAAUUUCAAAGGAAAAAGAAAGCUGUUGUUGUCCACGGUCCUAUCAAUCUUGAAAUAUCUCCCUAACCUUUAGAACUCAUUUAAAACUUCAAUAAAUAUUACACUUGCUAUAUGGAGAUAUUUGAUGAUAAGCCCUGUAUCAGUGAUUAAUACAACAUGAGAUAUGUCAAGAUUCAGGAUGUCUAUAAGAUUUAGGAUUCUUUAAAGUAUAUUUGCAAGCCUUGCUACUUGCGAUAUCUAGAAAAUAUCAAGAUUAGUGUGAUAAUUGGAGAGUUAAGUAUGAUUUCCAACUUCUAGGAGAACUUUAUUACUUCAAAAUUAAUCAAAUCAAAGGCAUCAGAGCCCUCUCUUUUCCUUUUGAAAAACAAAUCAUUCUUGUUAGAUGAAAGAGAUGAUGGUGGUGAACUAAGAACAACAUACAUCAUUGAGAAAUUUCUUCCUAAGUAUUCAGAAGAGGUAUUCUAGCAACUCCUUCAGAAAUCUCAUAGCCUUUAAUUCAUUUGGUUGACUGAAAGGAUAUUUCUAGUCUUUACUAAUCUUACUGAAUUAAAUAUACUUAAGUUGGGGGCUAGGGAAUACUUAGAUUAGUAUUACAAGGAAGAUCACUUAAAAGAAAGGAAUAGAUUACUCAUUGUUUAAGUUCCAACUUUGAUAAAGUAUUCAUAAGUUAUCUCAGAUUUUUAUUUGAAGUAAUCUACUGACUAUCCAGCAUUAGCGAGAUAUGAUCGCUAGAUAUUUAUUGCCGGAGGUCAUAAUAAUUUAAUGUGGAUGCAAUAUCUAAUUAGUUAUGAUCUUGCUUCAGAAUAAUAAAAUCUUCUGCAUUAAUUUGAAGAUAUCUUGUAAACUCCAACCUUGCUUUGCAAUAAAUUGCAGGGGGUUGACGGAAAUUAAAGUGGAUUGUAAUUUUUCUAUUUGGGCUAAGAUUAAAAAUUCACUAAAAUGAACUACUACUUUAUGCCAGAUUCGAACUCAGAAAAUAAGAACAAAGAUUAGAGUUAAAAUGAGGUUCAGGUAAUCUGCUUAAAUACAGAAUCAAUUAACAAACAACUUUAGGAAUUAAAUUUCACUUAUUCAUACCCAGCUAUGUUUAUUUUCUAAGGAUGCUACCUAGUAUUAUUUGGAGGUAUUGACAUUGACUCACUUGAAACUACCAACAGAUUGCUAGUCAUUGACAUUGAAGAUUUUGCUAACCCCAAAAUUACUGAAAUUGAUCAAGAAAAUUCAGAUAAAGAGGGAUAGAAUUAUAAAGAUUACUUCUUUGGAAACCAAAUAUUAUCUGAUUAGUUUUAGACUUUCAGCUUGAGAGGAGAUCAUGGAAUUUAUAAAGUGAGUUUCAAAAAAUUGCCAAGAGAGGACAUAACUAUUUCUAUAGUAAAAGUAAUCACUUUUUGA